AUGCGCCCGCCAACCUUUGCACUGCUUAGCCUGUUGCUCUUUGGACCCGCCCCGUCAACCGCCGCCCCGCGUGAUGCAGGAACACAUUCAACCACCCACUCCCAGCUGAGUCCAUGGCGCAAACUGUCAGACGCCAUAACAACACAGGUCUGGCCACUACCAGGGAGCCCAGAGAGUAAAGAGAGUAAAGACUCGCAUGCGACGAGCAAUGCGCUAGGCAAGAGACUGGCAGCCGAGUACAGCGACUUCACCGUGCUGCGAUUCAAUAUCAGCACAGCCAAAGAUGCCAAGGCGCUCGCAAGUGCAGUAAAUGACCUGUUCCUCGAUGUGUGGGAGUCCAAUGAAGAUUGGGCCGAUGUAUUUCUGUACAAAGACGACGUGCUUCGCCUGCGUAACAUCCUUCCCGAGUCGCUACUAAACGCACACCAACCACUCCUUCAAGGCCGUGACCUCGUCCAGGCCAUCUUGGACACUUACCCAACCCCCGACAAUGACCGCUUCUCGCCGAGCCUCCGAGCCUCCCGCCCGUCACCCAAGGGCCAUCCCUUCUUCCAAGACUACCAGCCCCUCUCGGUGAUAGAUCCGUGGAUGCGUCUCAUGUCGUCCAUGUUCUCCACACACGUCCGCCGUAUCACGGUCGGAAUCAGUUUCCAGGGCCGCGACAUCCCCGCCCUCCGCGUCGGCGUCCACCCUACAAACAAGGAAGAGCCUCUUAAGCCACGAAAAACCAUCAUCAUCACAGGCGGCCUCCAUGCUCGCGAGUGGAUAUCGACAAGCACCGUCAAUUUUCUGGCGUGGAGUUUGAUUAAUGGCUAUGGGAAGGACCGCGAGAUGACGCGUCUCUUGGAAGAGUUUGACUUUGUCUUUGUUCCCACCUUGAACCCGGAUGGCUACGUCUACACGUGGGAAACUGACCGUCUGUGGCGCAAAAACCGCCAGCCAACGGGAGGGCCAAGUUGGGGGUGUCUUGGUGUCGACCUCGACCGCACCUGGUCUUACAUGUGGGACAGCGCCUCAGCCAACAUCUGCAGUGAAUCCUAUCCCGGCAAAACACCCUUUGCUGGCGUAGAAGCCGCGCGUUUUGCCGAGUGGACCAAGAACGAGACGGAUAAGAAUAACGUUGAGAUUGUGGGUUUCUUAGAUCUGCACUCGUACUCGCAACAGAUCCUAUAUCCCUAUAGCUACUCUUGCAACGAUGAGCCACCAGCCAUUGAGGACCUCGAGGAGCUCGCUCUAGGCCUUGCAAAAGCAAUUCGUUUCUCUCGAAAAGGCCAGACAUACAAGGUCACAUCGGCUUGCGAGGGCAACGUAGCUUUUGCCGGCCAAAAGAAAACCACCCUGCCCCGCAUUGAAUCGAGUGGGGGCAGCGCCUUGGAUUUCUUCUAUCACGAGAUGAAAGUGAGGUACUCGUACCAAAUCAAGCUUCGAGACACGGGCAGCUAUGGCUUCCUACUGCCCAAGGAGAACAUUAUACCGACAGGUGAGGAGAUGUUGGAUGCACUUUUGUAUUUUGGCCGCUUCAUGCGUGGCGAAGUAGGUCUGGCCAAGCAGCAGCAGCAAGGCCCAAAGAAAGGAGAAGUCCUUUUACAAAAACUGCGUACGGAUGAGGGAGAGGAGAGUGAAAUUAUUGAGUUGUGAAAUUAGUUAUAGUCUAUUCGCAUUCACAAGCUUGACAGACACAGGCCGUUGUAGUUUACACAGAUACCAUUAGUACGGCGUUGAUUGUCGUUUAAUCAAUAAUCACUACUGACGUUGUGUAUA
This is a messenger RNA of Pyrenophora tritici-repentis Pt-1C-BFP, 1761 nucleotides long. Its product is annotated as carboxypeptidase. Gene Ontology annotation, biological process: proteolysis. NCBI's taxonomy places the organism in Eukaryota, Fungi, Ascomycota, Dothideomycetes, Pleosporales, Pleosporaceae. Gene Ontology annotation, molecular function: zinc ion binding; metallocarboxypeptidase activity. The record is from RefSeq and is a predicted model, not a curated record.